This is a messenger RNA of Lodderomyces pseudojiufengensis, 2730 nucleotides long. RefSeq names its product U6 snRNP complex subunit. The transcript has a single exon. Bases 1 to 2730 code for a protein of 909 amino acids. The record is from RefSeq and is a predicted model, not a curated record. Gene Ontology annotation, molecular function: RNA binding; protein binding. NCBI's taxonomy places the organism in Eukaryota, Fungi, Ascomycota, Pichiomycetes, Serinales, Debaryomycetaceae.
AUGAGUGAUGACUUAAAACGAAUUGAUGAAGAGUUUGACUUGUUGAUUAAUGAAAACUGUUAUGCCCUUGAGAAUUAUGAUAAAAUAUUAUCUAAAUUACUAGUCCUACUGAAUAGAUCAGAAAUUGUUAAUAAAGUUUAUACCGAAAAAAUUAAACACUUCAAACUACGUCAACUGGAAUUAAACAAUUGGUUGUUUGAAAUACGUUCUAUCAUUGAUGAAGAGGAAAGAUCAAGGUUGGAGUAUAAAUUUUAUGAAUUAAUUAUUGAUGAUUAUGCAACUGUUCCUAUUUGGUCUAGCUGGUUAAGAUUAGCAAAAGAAUUAAAUUCAAAUCGUAUUUUGUCUGAUGAAGAUUACAGAGCAUUAAUAUUUAGGUCAUUAUAUACUUGCGGAAAUGAUUUUGCAACUGGUCAUAUAAUUUGGGAUUGGGGAUUGGAUUAUUUUUAUCAAAACUUUUUAGGAUCUAAUGAUUCAACUGACUUGAAUACUUUGGUCAAGUUACAUUUAAAAAGGUUGGGCAUCCCAUCAACUAAAUUAGAUGAAUCUUUUCAGGAGUUUUCGUCAUUGAUAAGUAAUCAUAAAAGUCAAAGCUACGAUGAGUUAAUACAAGCAGGUAAUGAAAUUUACACAUCAGCUAAAAAAAAAUCUUCAUAUUAUGAGAAAUAUGAAUCUCAAAUAGUAGAAAAUUCAAAACUUCCUGAAGUUUGGAUUGAGUAUAUGGAAUCAGUAUGGAAAUAUCUGACUGAAAAAAAUUUAGCUUCAAUCCAGGCAAUUUUUGCAAGAUCAAAUCAAGAUGAAGUUUCUUUUUCAAACAACCGGCAACAAGUUUGGAUGGCGUUUUUGAACACACUAUAUUCAUCACAAGAUACAAAUCCUAAAGUUAUAACUCAAAUUCUUGAAAAUUACGUAAGAACUUUCCCAAAUUCUUGUUCGGCUUAUGCUGAAAGUAUUAAGAAUUGCAUAGCCAUGCCUUCAAAUGGUAAUACAGUCUACAACGCUUUAAAUAAUAGGAUUAACAUGAUAGAUUUGAAAAAUUCAGUCGAAUACAAUGAUUGGAAGAAAAUACCCUUAGCAAGUAUUCAAUUCAAAUUUCAAAAAGUAAACGCUGAUGACGAUAUGGAACUGCUUGAAGUCUUGCUAGAUACCCUGGUUGAAGAUGCAAUAAAGAAUAACGAUGAAUUUCACUCAGUUGAGAAACUAGCAGUUUUGAUUUAUAAAAAACGAAAUCAAGUUAGAAAAGCAAUGAAUGUGAUCGAGUCCUUGUUCUCAACUUUUAGCACAGAGGCAGAGGUUUGGAUUUAUGGACUUCAAACAAUGGUUGAAUUUAAUAUUGAUUUUCCGAUGAUAAGAGGUCAAUUGAAGAAAGCUUUAUCAUUCGAAUUGGAUAAUCCGGAAAAAUUGAUUGACCAAUGGUUGCGGUAUGAACAAGUCUAUGGAGAUUUAAAUUCAUAUAGGCAAACUACUGUAAGUUGUAAUUCUUGGUUAGAAAAAUUGCAGCGUCAAAAAUCAGAAAAAGUUGACGUGCCUGUUGAAAGAAAAAGAAAUCAUGACAUAGCCGAAAAGAGCCAUAGAUCCAGAGAAGAAUUUUCAGUUCAAGUAAACAAUUUACCACUUGAUAUAACCAAAACUGAGAUUGAAAAAUUUUUUAAUGAUUGUGGAGAGAUUAAGGACAUAAAUAUAAUUCAUUAUAAUGAUGAAAAACAAGCAGUUAUUGAAUUUUCAAACGAAUUAGAAGUUUUCUCCGCAAUUACUAGAAACCAUAAAAUUUUAGGAUCAAAUGAAAUUCGAAUUAGUCGAGUUGAAAAAACUUUACUAUUUGUUAACAAUUACCCUAGUACUUUAAGUCAAUUACAAGUAAGAGAAAUUUUUGAAAGUUUUGGCCCCGUUGUUAGUAUAAGAUUCCCAUCACAAGCUAAAAACAAAAUAAGAAGAUUUUGUUAUGUCCAGUUUCUCAGACAUGAGGAUGCUCAAAAUGCUAUUAAUUUAUUUGAUGGUCGGAAAUAUAAUGAUGAAAAUCUCAAUAACAAAGAGUUGACAUGGGAAGUAAAAUAUUCAAUGCCUCAAGAACGUAAAGAAAGAACUACUCCGAUGUCUGAGCGAAAAAUAAGAAUUACAAAUAUAGCAUUUUCAAUUACGGAAGAAGAAUUAAGAAAAGAAUUUUCUGAAUUUGGAGAAAUUGAUCUGAUUUCUUUGCCGAAAGCUAUCUAUGACACGAAGAAGAGAAAAAUGAAACAGAAUGGUGGUAUCGCGAUAAUAACAUUUCAAAAUGCAGACAGUGUUGAUGACUCCUUGUCGAAAGAUGGGUUUUUAUUUAAGAACAGGCCAAUUAAAGUCACCAAGCAACAGCCACCGAUUAAUUACACACCUGAUGAUUUUGAUGAAUUAAAGACCAUUGGAUUAAUUCAUUUAAACCCUUCAUUAAACCAAUAUCAGAUAAAGAACCACCUAGAAAAUAAUUAUGGUAAAGUCAACAAGAUAAUGUUGUUACCUGAUCUUAACUCAGCUUUGAUUGAGUUUCAAUCUGUUAAAGAUAGCGGUAGAGUUGGGUUAAAUGGAGGCUCUAUCAUUAUUGAUAAUUUUUCAACACAAGUCACAACUAAACAAGAUGUAACAAAAUUAAUCAAUUUCACUGCUUCAAAGCCUACUUCGAGUUCAGACAUGGUACCUCUGAAUAAUGCAAAAAAUAAAUACCCUAUGAUUCCCACGUCUAUCAAAAGAAGAAAAACUUAA